This is a messenger RNA of Puntigrus tetrazona (Sumatra barb), 3014 nucleotides long. RefSeq names its product vestigial-like family member 4b (gene vgll4b). The record is from RefSeq and is a predicted model, not a curated record. The transcript has 5 exons. The coding region runs from base 272 to 1132 and encodes 286 amino acids. Gene Ontology annotation, molecular function: transcription coactivator binding. Lineage: Eukaryota; Metazoa; Chordata; Actinopteri; Cypriniformes; Cyprinidae. Gene Ontology annotation, biological process: negative regulation of DNA-templated transcription.
CGCAGGCUGCGUGUCAGUGCAGUCGACUUACAGCGGGCUGUGAGGAGAACUGGCGCCACCCUUUUGUCCCUAAAUACAACUCUUUUCGUACGCUAAAACUCCUUAAAGUUCCUUUAAACUCGCUCUAGAGUACUUCCGCUCGCUAGGCGCUCGAGGAGGCCGGGUUAAACGCCUUAUUUUCGCUCUGUUUGAAGUUAAAGGCUGGGCCUUUACUCGCGCUCCUGACGAGAGAAAAAGAGAAGCGGCUCUCUCUGCGAUUAAAAGUCCAUAAAUGCUUUUUACCAAAAUGGACCUGUUGAACUACCAGUACUUGGACAAGAUGAACAACAACAUCGGCAUCCUGUGCUACGAAGGUGAGGCUGCUUUGAGAGGCGAGUCCAGAAUGCCGGCCAUGUCCCUGUCCUCUGCAGUCAGCAAUCACAGGACAGGCCCCCCUCCCAUCAGCCCCAGCAAGAGAAAGCACAGCGGGGACCAAGCAGACGACGACAUCGACUGUAACAGCGAGCAUGUGGCCAAGAUGAGCCGGCUGUUUGUCGCACAGUUAGGCAAGCCUGCCAAUGGGGACUACCGCAAGGACCCCCGGGAUCGCAGCCGCAGCCCCAUAGAGCGCAUCAGCGCCUCCCCGAUGAGUCUGGUUGGUGGUCACCUGUACGCGCACAUGCCCAGCCUGGCCAUGGACCAGCCUCUCGCACUGACCAAAAACAUGGACGCCGCCCGCACUGUCGCCAUCUCUCCCACCGCCAGCCCCAUCGAGCGCCAGCAGAAUCGUCCCUCUGUGAUCACAUGUGCCCCAGCGAACAACCGAAACUGUAACCUCACCCACUGCACGGUGUCUCACAACGGCUGCUCGCCCGGCCUGACUUCAAGCUACCGCAGACCCUCCAACUCGAACACGGCCUGCGACCCCGUCAUCGAGGAGCAUUUCCGCCGCAGCCUGGGGAAGAACUACAAGGAGCCCGAGCCCGUGACAAACUCGGUGUCCAUCACGGGAUCGGUGGACGACCACUUCGCCAAGGCUCUGGGCGAGACGUGGCUGCAGAUCAAGGCCAAGGGCAGCUCCUCGGCCAGCCCAGACUCCUCGCCCAACGGCCACAUGGUCAACCACAAUCACUCCCCUUCCCUCGUGUCUUGAAAAGAGGACCAGCGAACCUUCUUCCAGCCGCUUCACUCUCAAAGCAUGCAUGUUUAGCAGAGCUGACGUAUAGCUAUGUACAUAAGAACGCAAGACGAGGAGGUGCUCCUUUCACUUUCAGUUGUGCUUUUGAUUCUUCUUCUUUUGUUUGUAAGUAUGCUAGUAUACUUUUAGCUUGGCUGUUGCAUUAUGGGAAGCCCAUACUUUUUUUUGUUGUUGUUGUUGAGAUAAAGAUCAGCCAGACACUAUCGAACCAUCUGCCUCAGAUACCAAAGAAACAGCUGAUGCAAACCUUUUACCCAGAAGCCAUUCUUCCACCGCUCUCUCUCUCUCCGUCUUUCUCUUCUCUCUCUCCCGGUUGUGUCCUGAAUCUGUACGUGUAUACUUGAAACGGAAGGCCUGGACUGAUUUUGCACUAUGGAUGGAUGGACGGAUGUCAGCGUAGCGUCGCUGGGAUGCUCAGAAGGCGGUGCGGUUCGCAGGAAACCCGUUUCUUUCUCUACGGCGCUGACACGACUGGACUGUGGCAGACGUGGGCAUUCUUCUCGUUUCCAUGGGUUUUUCCCAGGCACUGUGGUUUUAGUAGAGUAGACUAAAGGUUUAAGGGUAAACUAGUGCUUAUAAGUGCAUGUUUUUAAAAUAGCUGGUAUCUAUUAUUGCGUAGACAUUUCAAUCGUAAUACUUUUAGCCUUUUCUUCAGAUUUGAGUUUAUUUUUGUCAGUAACAGUCCUAGAUAAACUUACUGCUGGUACAGUUGUACUCCAUAUUAUUAUUUUCUAUUCAAUAUUCAUUGUGGUAGCUGCCAGAUACAGAAGAGAAAUCAGCCUCCGGACAGGCCAUCUAUAUAUGAACGCUUGGUUGUGUAUGUUAUUAAUCCGUGGUACAGGAUGCUGUCGCUUUGCAUGACUGAAAAAAAAGAAAAGAAAAAGAGCCUUCGCAGCUACGGACAGGUCAACUGUAGCGUUGACAAUCUGCCGGAAAUGUCGAGCUAGAUUGGUGUGUGUGUGUGCGCGCGUGUGUUUGUCGUUCAUCUUCUUCUUCUUCUCUUAAUUGUGCGCUCGUGGCCUGUACCGAAUCAAACAUUCCUCCGACAGGGAGCGGAGACGCUUCAGCUCGUCUCACAUUCCACCGGCCCUGUUCACCUCACACACACACACACACACACACGCUUCACACUUUCUCACUUCCUGCUCGACACACGUUAUCCUACACGCUGUAGGUGAAUCACUUACUUAAAAACAAAAAAGGUUUUUAUAUAGGAAACUAUAAGACCAUCAUUACGCUGUGCGUAACGAAUGUACAGAGAAAAAUCGUAGGUAUUUUUUGAGGAACAAUUAAUUUGUUAAUGAUAUGUAGCUAUUUAAUUUUUCCCUUGUCCUUUAUUGUAAUCAUGCUUUUUUUUUUUUUUUUUUGGUAGAAAAAAAGUUGAUCUUUUUUGUUUGUAGGUUUUGUCUGUUUAAGGUUAAAGUGCAGGAACACAGUUAUUCUAUGAAAACACUGCGUUAGUGUAACAGCCACUUGUGUAUUAUUUCUGAAGGCUACUGAGUCUCGACACACUUCUGAACGGAGGCUUUCGACUGUCUCUGGAGACAAUUGAACAAACAGACUCGAGUCCCGGCGACUUGCUGAGCUCCAGUACCGUCGCUGGAGAUAGAGCUGACAGAUUUUCUAUUUGAUGUGCGCUUCCAGGAGAACGACGACACAAAACCAACAACGUUUAAAACACUUCUCACCUCGAGUGUGCUUCUUAAUGAUUUGUAAAUCUGUAUUAUACCCUCAUUUCAUGGCCUUGUUUCUCCUUGGAAUAAAACAAACUUUUGGCAGGCCAUUGUUUUGUACUUUUAAGUAGCCUCAAUGAACAAUAAAGUGCUCUUAAACCACA